AUGGAUCUGGGCGACGCAGAAAACUCUCCCUGGGGCGAUGUGCCCUCGCAAUCCAGCCCUGCGCCCGGUGCCUCCAAGCAGCUGGGCCACGACGAUGCCCCCCAGGACGCCUCGUCUACAACCACAACCACAACCACCCUCACCGUCGAUGCCGCCCCUUCGGCUGCCUCUGCACCGCGCUCUCCCGCAGGCCGUGGCCCCCGGCGGCGGCCCCAUGGCGUGCAGUCGACCAAGCUGGAGGCCGUCGAAGAUCCGCUGGGCCCUCUGGGAGCACCAACACCGUCGCCUGGCCUCGAGCCCGUUGCUCCCCCAGCGCCGCCCCAGAAAGAGGCUGCUGCUCACGGUACCCGACCAGCAGGGGCAGCAUCAGCUUCGUCUUCAUUGCGCGGCAUGAUGGACUCGGUCGACCUUGAUGACAACGACCAGGACCAGCUGCGCGCCUCACAAGGGGCACGGCUGCCUCCACCCGUCCAGGCUCCAUCCCAACCGGCGCCCCAGCGCCAGACACAGCCCAGCGUCAGUGUCGAACAGGCGGCGAAGCCUUCAUUUUCAAUCUCUGUGGGCGACCCGCACAAGGUUGGCGACCUCACCAGCUCCCACACCGAGUACUCCGUCACAACCAAGACAACCUCCAAAGGCUACCGCAACCCCGAAUUCACAGUCUCUCGCCGCUACCGCGACUUCCUCUGGCUCUACAACCAGCUGCACAACAACAACCCCGGUGUCAUCAUCCCUCCACCCCCAGAAAAACAAGCUGUCGGUCGCUUCGACGCCGAUUUUGUCGAGUCUCGCCGUGCUGCUCUGGAGCGCAUGCUCAACAAGUCGGCUGCCCACCCUGUGCUGCAACAUGAUAGCGAUCUGAAGCUAUUCCUCGAGAGCGAGGCCUUCAAUAUGGAUAUCAAGAACAAGGAACGCAAGGACCCCGGUUUGGGAGAGAACAAGGGCAUGUUCGGCUCCAUGCUUGGCAGUAGCUCUGGCAAGUUUAUUGAGCAUGAUGAUUGGUUCCAUGACCGGAGGGUCUACCUCGAUGCGCUCGAAGCUCAACUCAAGGCUCUGCUUAAGGCAACCGACACAGUCGUUUCCCAACGAAAAGGCCUAGCUGAAGCGUGUGGUGACUUUUCGGCUUCCCUGCAUUCCUUGUCUGCUGUCGAGUUGUCGCCUGCCCUGUCUGGACCCCUCGACAGCCUAUCCGACAUCCAGAUCCGUAUCCGUGAACUCUACGAACGUCAAGCCCAACAGGAUGUUCUCACCAUGGGCAUUGUCAUAGACGAGUAUAUUCGCUUGAUUGGCUCGGUCAAAACCGCGUUCCAGCAACGACAAAAAGCUUACCAUUCAUGGCACUCUGCCGAGCAAGAGCUGCAAAAGCGAAAGGCAACUCAGGAUAAGCUUCUGAGACAGGGUAGAUCACAGCAAGACCGUUUGAACCAACUCAGCGCAGAUGUUGCCGAUGCCGAGCGCAAGGUGCAUCAAGCGAGACUGCUCUUCGACGACAUGGGGCGACUCAUGCGCAGUGAACUGGAGCGCUUUGAGAGAGAAAAGGUAGAAGACUUCAAAUCAGGAGUGGAGACAUUCUUGGAGAGUGCGGUAGAAGCGCAAAAGGAGCUCAUCGAGAUCUGGGAGACUUUCCUGAUGCAGCUGGACACAGAUGAAGGAGAGGGAUUUUCUCUGCCUGCUGGUGUCAUUGCUUCAUCCACUACCGACCAGGCAUCAAACCAUGCACCCGCUCAUCAAGACUCGGAGGAAGCCGAAGAAAAUAAUCAGGGUGUCUCGAGCACCCAGGCCUAAGUAGAUGUUUACACACAUCUUGUCGUCAACAUGCUGCGACUGAAGUGGUCAAUCUGCCAUACGUUCGGCAAGCAAAAUAUAAAGUAGAUUUUUGAGCUGUUACAUGGUUGGAAUGGCCCCCAAGUCGCAUGCAUCAGGUUCAUCAAUUCCGUCAAAGAUACCCAGUCUGUCUUCGCAAUGGUUUCCUUAGUUGGUGGGUGCUAUGAUGUUGAUAAUGUAAUGCAGAUGUGGUAAACCAGUCUUGUGAAGCACACGUCUUCAUCGUAUCGUUCAUGAGAUGUUUCGAUUGGCAUAUGGCUUUGCUGUUCAGGCGAUACACUUGUUACACAUGUGCGCCUUGAGCUUUUGCCCCACCUCCACCUUACCCCACCACGAUUACCAAAUACGGACUC
Messenger RNA from Bipolaris maydis ATCC 48331, 2177 nucleotides. RefSeq names its product Vps5 C terminal like-domain-containing protein. Gene Ontology annotation, biological process: protein retention in Golgi apparatus; retrograde transport, endosome to Golgi. Gene Ontology annotation, molecular function: phosphatidylinositol binding. The record is from RefSeq and is a predicted model, not a curated record. Lineage: Eukaryota; Fungi; Ascomycota; Dothideomycetes; Pleosporales; Pleosporaceae. Gene Ontology annotation, cellular component: endosome.